AUGACAGUUACAGAGGAAGUGCCCGAGGCCACAGCCCUCGACUGCGCGAUCAAUGAUGCGUCCGACCAGACGGUACGCGCGGUUCUCAAAACCAUCUGCGCGAAAAAUGACGAGGCGCGCAAAGAAGCCGAGAGUCAGCUGCUGGUGAUAGCCACCGAUACCAAAGAGAACUCCGACAACAGUAAGAGACUUGUUUCACGCUACACGUUUUGCAUCAAUUGCGAGAAGGAAUUUGAUGUCACUACCAAUACGGAGAAAGCCUGUCGAUAUCAUCCCAAGGAAAAUGAGCCUACAGGCGAAGAGCUCUAUGUCGACAAUUGGGAGUUUGAAGUGGACAACGAUGAAAUGCGCGAGGAUUUUCCACACUGCUUUACGUUUAAGUGCUGUGGUGAAACCCUCAAAGAUAACCCCCAUGGAUGCGAGACCGACUUCCAUCGAGAGCAGUAUCCCGACGGGAAACCAUCGAAAAGAUCGAGAGUGCUUUGA
Molecule: messenger RNA, 486 nt
Organism: Penicillium griseofulvum
Lineage: Eukaryota; Fungi; Ascomycota; Eurotiomycetes; Eurotiales; Aspergillaceae
Exons: 2
Coding region: 1-486 (161 amino acids)
Source: RefSeq, a predicted model, not a curated record